CGAGAAGCUAUCAGGGAAGGAGGGCGACACUCUCGUAAGCUCCACGCAUUUUUCACGGAUAGCCUUGCUUGUUCAAUAUCUUUCACUGUGCUGCUGCAAGUUGAGGAUGCGGGUUACCAUGGCAACCUUAUGGUCGAUAAGUGGCUCCUUGAUGUUCGAGAAGUUCUAGUUGUGACAGUUCGGUUGUGUAGACAUGAAGACAGAAAGUCUUUAUUCCUGUUUAUUGAGAUAUAUAUUAUCGUGCCUCUAUUAGACUUUACUAACUGGUGACUGUGUUUAAUGAAAUAAUUUUAAGUCAGAAUAUAAAUUAACUUUCAUGAAGUUCAAAAGAGUGCAUGUUCCGAAGGUGCGGCCGCUUAUGAGAAGAUCUUUAAAGCGUGCACUGCGACUGAUGCCUUCAAUGUUACUUCUUCUCUUCGUCUUUUGUCUGAUUGUUGUAACUCUUCUUCAGAUUGCUGUUAUCCAUGUGCACAGACGCGCACAGUACGUACCGAAAGAGCAGAGUGUUCCCGUAAAUACACUUUCUCCUGUACAGAACAAAGUGAAACCAACAAAUGUUGUUGUUAAAAUACCUAAGCCAACUCGGAAGCGGCAAGAAUCAAUGAGGAUAGCCGCUAUCUUGGACAACAAAGCUCCGUCCAUCAGUAAUAACAAGCUGAUUCUUCAAACACAUACAAAUAUGGCCCGGUUACUACAGAUCGUACACUUAAUAUCAUCUAAGAGAAACCAUCAAAUCAGGACGUCAAAAACAAAAGAAAGCAGUUUCGAAAAGAAACUGGUAUUCAAAGAGAAUAAAAUUACAAACCAGACAAAAAAAAGGUCUCACCUAGGUAAUUCAUUAAAAUAUAUAAAUGUGUUGGGCAACUCAAAAAAGAAAACAACUCUCAACGUAAAUCCGAAAGAAGGUCCAUUCGGUUUAAAAUCUGCAACUAUAUUGUGCUCUGCUGUGCCUUCUGGUAUAGUUGGAAGAAUGAACUUAACACUUGCAGCUCCAACGAAAGAAAACAUCUUUAGAAUUGUUUCCCAGCUUCAACCAGGUGGUGCUUGGUCUCCGUAUUCUUGCAAAUCACGUCAUCGUGUAGCCAUCAUCAUUCCUUUUCGAGACAGACAUGAGCACUUGAUGAUUUUGCUCUACCACCUACACCCCCUUCUUCAACAGCAGCUAUUAAAUUAUAAGAUUUAUGUUGUUGAACAAUACGGAAAUGGAACGUUUAAUAAGGGCGUCCUAAUGAACGCAGGAGUUCGAGAAUCACUGAAGGAAGCCGCUUAUCACUGUUAUGUCUUCCAUGACGUGGACAUGAUCCCAGAGGACGACCGGAACAUGUACUCUUGUCCCCAGUUUCCGCGGCACUUGUCUGUUGCUGUUGAUAAAUUUAAUUAUACGUUACCUUAUACCUAUCUCGUUGGCGGAGUGUUUGCUCUAAAAACAAAUCAUUUUAUACAAGUUAAUGGCUAUUCUAACCUUUAUUGGGGCUGGGGUGGUGAAGAUGACGACAUAGCACAUCGCUUAAAGAAACAAAAGCUGGAAAUUAUUCGACCUCCUGAAUCAAUAGGAAGAUAUACCAUGAUAAAACACACCCAUAGGCCUGAAUCGCCAAAUGUAAUCAGGAGGGCGCUUUUGCGCAUGGCCCAGAGAAGACUAACGAAAGAUGGGCUAAACAGUGUUAAAUACAGUGUGGUGUAUAUAAAUAAGUUACCGCUCUACACUCAUAUUAUGGUUGACAUCGGACAAAAUCAUAAGUGGCGUUUUGAAGGAGGAAGACGUGUUAUAAUAUCAUUCUAAGAUAAGAAACCUUGGAAUCCGUGAUGAUUGUAAAAUAAAGGAUAGCUUUAUUAUUUUAUACUUCCAUUUUCAAACUCAGGUGCUGGUCUUCAGUAUAUUGAAUGAACUUUGAUCUUAUUACUUGGACGCCAUUCAAUAAAUGUCGAACAAAUCAAAAUGUUCAUCUUCUGUGCUUGAGUCGAAAUUCAUAUUAUAUUUUCAAUUAAAGAUUAUAGAAAAAAUUCAUCUAAAUAAUAAUAAUGAAAAGAAAACCAACUGGAAGUUUUGCAGAACAAGCUCACUUUGAGAAAGCUCACGUAUGUCUAAUAAAAUAAUAAUUUCU
Messenger RNA from Limulus polyphemus (Atlantic horseshoe crab), 2105 nucleotides. Its product is annotated as beta-1,4-N-acetylgalactosaminyltransferase bre-4-like. The transcript has 6 exons. The coding region runs from base 317 to 1783 and encodes 488 amino acids. Gene Ontology annotation, biological process: carbohydrate metabolic process; glycosphingolipid biosynthetic process. Gene Ontology annotation, molecular function: N-acetyl-beta-glucosaminyl-derivative 4-beta-N-acetylgalactosaminyltransferase activity. Lineage: Eukaryota; Metazoa; Arthropoda; Merostomata; Xiphosura; Limulidae. The record is from RefSeq and is a predicted model, not a curated record.